ACAAAUAAACGGAGGUACUAUAUACGAGCUUCCCGAACUUUGCGAGCAGUAAACUUGUGAGCUAACGGGACUGGAGCUUCUUGCUGCGGAGCGAGCCGAUUGUAAAACGUAUUACAUAGAGGCUGAAAAAGAAAAAGAAAAAGCUGCUGCUUACUGUAACAUCUCAAUGGAUGUGAAACAGGAGACCUGUGAUAUGGACAAGAAUAUCGUAGAUAUUAAGGAGGAGGACUGUGAGUGGGAAUCCAUCUACCCUAAACAGGAAAGUCCGAGCAUUAAGCAGGAGAACCGUGAACUGCAGUCAGUGGGCAUUAAAGAUGAAGGCGAAAAGAAGUCAGUCAGUAUUGAGACACAUAACCAUACAAAUCUGAAGAGUAUUGAGGAGGAUGACUUUCAUGACGGGUGUCAGGAUGGAGUGGUGACCAGGUUAGGCUCUUCUCAAAGCAGACCCUGUUCAUCUCCAGAGCCUUCUAUCAAUGUGAAGUCUGAAUCAUUAGAGUCUGACACAAAGAGGACUGAGGAGACUACAUCUGUUAGAAGUCGGGAAAAUCAGCCACCAGCUACAAAGAAGUCUGGGAAAAGAAACGAACAUCACUGCUGUUUGGAAUGUGGCAAAGAAUUCUCUGGAAAGAGUGCUCUUCAGAGACACACAAGAUUUCACACCGGAGAGAAGCCAUAUUGCUGUAAUGAAUGUGGCAGAUGUUUCUCUUACAGGAGCAGUUUUAAAACCCACAUAAGAAUUCACACUGGAGAAAAGCCGUACUGCUGUGUGCAUUGUGGGAAAAAAUUCUAUGCUGCAACUUCUUUGCAGAUACAUACAAGAAUUCACACUGGAGAGAAGCCAUUUCACUGUAAUGAAUGUGGUAAACAGUUUUCACAAAACGGCAGUCUUCAGACCCACAAAAGAAUUCACACAGGAGAGAAGCCAUAUUGCUGUAAUGAUUGUGGUAAACAGUUUUCAGAAAAAUGCCAUCUUCAGAUUCACAAAAGAGUUCACACAGGAGAGAAGCCAUAUUGCUGUAAUGAAUGUGGUAAACAGUUUUCACAUAAAAGCCACCUUCAAAAUCACAAAAGAAUUCACACUGGAGAGAAGCCAUAUUGCUGUAAUGAUUGUGGCAAACAGUUUUCAGAAAGAGGAAGUCUUAAGAGUCACAGAAGAGUUCACACUGGAGAGAAGCCAUAUUGCUGUAAUGAAUGUGGAAAACAGUUUUCACAACUAAACAGUCUGAAGUACCACACUAGAGUUCACGCCAGAAUAAAACCAGUAACCGUUCAAAAAUCAGUCUAGAAAAACCAGCCUCCUUAAGGACUUAAGAGUGAGGUUCACUCCUGUUCUGAAAAACAAGGAAACCAAACUACUGUUGAGAAAUUAAUCCCUGAGAGAAACCCUAUUGCUGUUUGGAAUGUGGGAAACUAUUCUGUCAGAGGAUUUCUCUUCAGUAACAUAGAGAUCGCACCAGAGAGAAGUACAACAGAACUGUCCCGACUAAAGAGUGAGGUUCACUCCUGCCUGGACAGUAAGAACAUGUAACCGACUGGAAUCCUUCCUACUUCAUGUUGUGUCGGAAACAAGUCAACAUGGAGGAGAAAUAGAAGUUUGUUUCCUUUUCCCUUCACAGAAACAAAUAAAAAAAAAAAAAAUACAAAGAACUUCUCUCCAAAGCUAAAUAAUUAAUCAAGUCAAUUACAAAUAAUUACAAAUGCAAAGUAGUAGUACAAAAUAAAUAAAACUAAAAUCCAGAAUGUACACAUGGCCAAUGUUGUACACCAUGCUGAAUUAUGUUUAAAUGAUGUGGCAGCAUGCUAAUAGGAUUAAUGCUAUUUUUUGUUGGUGGUGUUAAUAAAAAAAUAAAUCUGCAUAUAAGAACUAAAAAAAAAAAAUUAUUAGAUGCUUGAGCAUUUUCAAAUAAUAUACAUGUCAAAUACUCCCCGAGGAGUACGUUAGAAGAGAAAGAAGUCAAAACACACUGGCCUAAGAACCUAAGUCUUUGUGGACCUUAAAAUGUUGGGCCUAGUUGGAUAAGAUCUAUAUUUGGGGGCUAUACCCUUUGUCUUGGCAUACCACCCUGAAGAAUUUAAAUGUUCUGAAGUGCCUCCAUUUAAUUUAAUUUUAAAUUGUUACUUACUGAACUAUUAUUAAAACUAAAGGCGACGUUUCUUUUCCCAUCCAAAUAAGCAUUCUUUCAGAGAGCUUUUAUAAGGUAGUUAGCACUUGUAACCUGUCAAAGACAUGGUUUAGAAAGAAUUUCAAAAGGAUUUGAUAUGUUAGGACUGAUAGGCACUGACUGUUUGUCACCAUGAGGAGGUCACUUCAUCUGCCUGUGCUAACACUGGAAAAACAAAAGAAAUACAUGCAGUUGUGUCUCAAAUGUUGUAAGUCCCCUUGGCGUCAGUCAAAUAAUUAAUAAGAAUUGUCAGAAACUUUAGUAAAGUCACACCCUUGACCAGAAGGGGUUUCCUUUUCCCAAGAGACUUGGCACUCUCAUGCUGUCUUGGGUUACCUACAGUGUGCUUGUUUAUUGUUGUAAAUUGUUUGUUAUUUUAAAUAAAUUUCAAAAUACUCAAAUUCA
Polypterus senegalus (gray bichir) is the source of this 2567-nucleotide messenger RNA. RefSeq names its product gastrula zinc finger protein XlCGF8.2DB-like. Lineage: Eukaryota; Metazoa; Chordata; Cladistia; Polypteriformes; Polypteridae. Gene Ontology annotation, molecular function: RNA polymerase II cis-regulatory region sequence-specific DNA binding; DNA-binding transcription activator activity, RNA polymerase II-specific. The record is from RefSeq and is a predicted model, not a curated record. Gene Ontology annotation, cellular component: nucleus. Gene Ontology annotation, biological process: regulation of transcription by RNA polymerase II. The transcript has 3 exons. Bases 167 to 1285 code for a protein of 372 amino acids.